AAGCUGUGACGUCACAAUCAAUGAAAUGUCAAAAUUUGGCUCUAAUUUUUGUUGAUUUGAUUUUUGAACGCUGCCUCCAACUUGUUGUAAUUUUUUAGGACACAACAUAACAUUUAAUUGCUCUACCGUGGACAGCAUUCACGUUACAAGCAUGAGUAAUUCACCCAGUGCCAGUUCUCCUAAAUUCAAAAAUUUAAGGAAGAAACAAAGAAGCUCACCUAUGGAAUUAAAAGAAAAAAUACGGAAGAACUACAAGGACAAGAUUCAAAAUUGCCGUGAAACCCUAAUGAAUAGGUUCCGUGGCACAGUAGAGGAAUUCGCUCUGCACAAUACUUUGACUGAAAUAUAUAAUAAUAUGUUUGACUUAUCAAAUGUGCCUCAAGUUGAUCAUGAAGACGUAGAAGUUUUAGAAGAAAUAAAAAAUGAACUGAUUCAGGAGGAAAUGGACUGGUAUUUGGAAGAAUAUGAAAAGUCUCAAGUGGAUGUUGAUUGGUCAACAAUUGAACAAGAAAAUAAUGUAAUAUGUCCAAUUUGUCAGAAAAAAAAUCUUUGUCUUGAAAACUGUGACCUAACUUGCUUACAUUGUAAAAUCACUAUAAAAACCGAUAAAUCAUUAGCUGAUGUUAAAAAAUCAAUUUUAUAUUCAUUAGAAAAACAUAGUGCAUUAUGCAACCAUGAAUUCCAAUUUGUCUUAGUACCAGAAUCACAUGAAAGUCACAUCUACUUAAUUUGUAGUGGUUGUCAAGAAAUGCAAAUUGUUGUUUGAUUUGAUGUUUAAAAAUAAGAUUUAAGUGAUAUAUUUUU
Ostrinia furnacalis (Asian corn borer) is the source of this 804-nucleotide messenger RNA. RefSeq names its product RPA-interacting protein alpha. The coding region runs from base 152 to 766 and encodes 204 amino acids. The record is from RefSeq and is a predicted model, not a curated record. Gene Ontology annotation, cellular component: nucleus. Gene Ontology annotation, biological process: protein import into nucleus. NCBI's taxonomy places the organism in Eukaryota, Metazoa, Arthropoda, Insecta, Lepidoptera, Crambidae. The transcript has 4 exons.